This is a messenger RNA of Eucalyptus grandis, 1109 nucleotides long. RefSeq names its product centromere protein V-like. The transcript has 3 exons. NCBI's taxonomy places the organism in Eukaryota, Viridiplantae, Streptophyta, Magnoliopsida, Myrtales, Myrtaceae. Gene Ontology annotation, molecular function: carbon-sulfur lyase activity. Bases 280 to 717 code for a protein of 145 amino acids. The record is from RefSeq and is a predicted model, not a curated record.
ACAAGCAGAGAGAGUUGUUGUAAAUUCAUACUUCGCCUCCUAAUGACGACGGUCGGAAGUUCUCUAUAAGGGCUGCUCUCCUGCGCUUGCUCUGCUCCGGCCCUCCCCUCCACCUCCUCAACUUCUCAGCUCUCAAAGACUGUCGCUGGGCGCUAAACAACACAGCUAUAUCGUGUGAAAGCUGUCUUUGCAUAUACCAAAAUAGCUCUUCUCCAUUGAAGAUCGAUCUAGAUCCUUGCAUCUAGCCAUCACACCUCCAGUGAGUUAGGACGUGCUGUUAUGGAAUCCGAGCUUCUACUUCAUAGUGGGGGAUGCCACUGCAGGAAAGUAAGGUGGGAAAUCGAAGCGCCAACUAGCGUAGUUGCUUGGGAAUGCAACUGUUCAGAUUGCUCCAUGAGAGGCAAUAUAAACUUCGUUGUCCCUUCUGAAAGAUUUAAACUUUUGGGAAAUUCGGACCAAUACCUCACAACCUACACUUUCGGUACUCACACUGCAAAGCAUACUUUUUGCAAAGUUUGCGGCAUAACUUCAUUUUACAAGCCAAGAUCAAAUCCAGAUGGAAUCGCCGUUACUUAUAGGUGCGUGGACCCCGGUACUCUGGCUCAUGUCGAGAUCAAGCAAUAUGAUGGACAGAACUGGGAAAGCUCAUAUGAUUCGAGUGGCAUUUCUUCAUAUUCUAAAAUGGAUACUGAAAAGGCAAAGGUAGGCUCCAGCUGAAAAUCGGUCUGAUGCUGCUGAUGUCAAGAAUAUACUCUGCAGCUCUGAGUAGUCUGUGCGUUUUAACACCGGAGGUUCCAAAAAUGUACUAUUUUGUAAAACUUUGGUUGGUUCACAGUCAGUGAAUCAUACCUGGUAGGCUGUUGAUUUUUUUUUUCCCGGUCAUAAGGCUGUUGAGCUGAAUAUUGUAUAAUUUCCUUCGAAGCGAGAUACUUGACAAGGUAUCUCAUUGAAGUCUAAUUUCCCUUACAAAUGGUAAUGACAUUCAAACCCACUAGACACUGAGGCUGGAGAAAGACUAGGACUAAAUCUUGCAUAGAGUUGCAAAACGAUUCUGCUUGAAUUUGUGCUGUAAUUUACUCAAUGGACAAUUGAUAUUGAUAUUGGUGCAA